Molecule: messenger RNA, 1596 nt
Organism: Nelumbo nucifera (sacred lotus)
Lineage: Eukaryota; Viridiplantae; Streptophyta; Magnoliopsida; Proteales; Nelumbonaceae
Product: STOREKEEPER protein-like
Biological process (GO): regulation of DNA-templated transcription
Cellular component (GO): nucleus
Source: RefSeq, a predicted model, not a curated record
AUUUUGCGAGAGCGACACUCAGAGAUCCAAAAACCCUACUUUUCUCUGGUUCGAAGUUCGAACUUAGAGUUCAGACCCUUUGUUUUCUCCCGGAGAGAAGAUGCCUCCGAAACGCUCAUCACUUCUUGACAACCCACCGGAUGCCUCCUCCUCGUCUGAAGAUGUAGAAGAAGAAGAAGAACCGGAAGAAGCUGAAGAAGAAGAAGCAGAAGAGGACGAAGAAGAAGAUGAACACGAACAAGUUUCCGCCAAGAGAUCCUCUGCCAAGAACCCGACCAUUAAAUCCACGCCCACUUCAAAUGCUGUGUCGGGUCGUCAAGCCCACCGUCCCUCGGAUGAUGAAGAAGAAGAAGAUGAAGAGUUCGAUUCCCAAGAAGAGUCCGGUUCCGAUUCGGAACCAUCACCAGAAAAACCCCGCCAGACCGCUCGAGGUGCCGAUCCAAGUAUAAAGCCUAUCACCUCCAAGCCUAUGGACGACAUACCCAAGCCCAAGAAGCCUCCGACGAAGCCAGGAUCUUCUCCUAUUCCGGCGUUGAACAGCCCCACAAGAUCUACCACCACAGUAAAACGCCCCGUGGAGACUGAUAAAGAAGGAAACAGGGACCCCAAGAGUAAAAAGAAGAAGGUUUCAGAUGCCGAUGAGAACGGGUCGCUUCAAGGAGAAGAAACUGAGAAGAAGCCUGGGGACGAUGCCAAGAAGCAAUUGUUUCAGAGGUUGUGGAGCGAAGACGACGAAAUCAUAAUUUUGAAGGGUAUAAUGGAUUACUCAAAGAAAGGCACUGACCCAUGGACUGACAUGGCCGGGUUUCAUGAGUUCAUCAAGAAAUCGCUCCACGUUGAUGUAAAUAAGAACCAAUUAGCUGAUAAAAUCCGUCGAUUAAGGAAGAAGUACAAGACCAAUGUGGGCAGAGGGAAAGGAGGCCAGGACCCUCUUUUUUCUAAGUCACACGAAUCGAAGGCAUUCGAAUUGUCCAAGAAGAUAUGGGGCUUCGAAGAUAAUGCUGGUGGCAAUAAUCAAGCUACUGAUGAUGGGAAGAAGGGUAAGAAACAGAAAGCUGAAAAUGCUGUCGGUUCGGCUCAAGUAAAAGUUCCUUCUUCGGGAGAGGCCCCAAAUGCUGCAGCGAAGGCCGAUGAAGAGCUAAAUUGUUCUAUGUACCCAUGUCUAAUGGAAUCGUUCCGACUUGGGAAAAUCACGGAAUUGGCAAGGCCUGAUUUUGGAGAGGGUAUUGUGAAAGAAGGUUUGGGUUUGAUGGGGAGCUCGAAGGUGAAGGAAUUGGAGGAGAGGUGGAGGAAAUUGCAUAUGGCAGAGAUUGAGAUGCACCUGAAGCGGGUUGAUUUAUUCAGGGACCAGUUGAAGAUGCUGUUUGAUGCGCUUGGAUCCAAAAAGUGAGGUAAUUAGUAGUUGUUGGGUUGUUUUCGGCCAAAGUUAAAAAAAAAAGACAAUGUUACUUCUUUUUCUUUUCUUUUGCAACAGAGGAGGGAAUUUUCUAAGAGUUUUGGUGUAUUUCGGAUUUAACUAGAAUUUAUCGUCUAUCAAACUAUGCGUUUGUUACAUUUGUGAGAUCAGUUACAAUCUAGAGCCUCCUAUUUUGGUUA